This is a messenger RNA of Babesia ovata, 2010 nucleotides long. RefSeq names its product crooked neck family 1 isoform. The record is from RefSeq and is a predicted model, not a curated record. Gene Ontology annotation, molecular function: protein binding. The transcript is spliced from 6 exons. Bases 1 to 2010 code for a protein of 669 amino acids. Gene Ontology annotation, cellular component: Prp19 complex; precatalytic spliceosome; post-mRNA release spliceosomal complex. Lineage: Eukaryota; Apicomplexa; Aconoidasida; Piroplasmida; Babesiidae. Gene Ontology annotation, biological process: spliceosomal complex assembly; mRNA splicing, via spliceosome.
AUGGCGUCGUUCAACCCUUCGAAGCUCCAGGUCAAAAACAAGAUGCCCGCGGCGGUGCAAAUCACCGCGGAGCAAAUCUUGCGUGACGCCGUGGAGUGGCAGAGUCGCGAACAUCGCGUGCCAAAUAGGACGUUCGUCGAUCAGGAUGAGCUCGUCUACUACAAGGCGCAACGGCGGAAGGAGUUCGAGGACACGCUGCGGCGGCAGCGCCAUCACAUCGGCACCUGGAUCAAGUACGCGCUAUGGGAGGCCAAUCAGCAGGACUUCCGCCGCGCACGCUCGGUAUUCGAGCGCGCUCUGCAGGUGGACGCGAACAACGCGAACCUCUGGCUUCGCUACAUCGAAACCGAAAUGAAGAACAAGAACGUGAAUGCAGCACGCAACCUCUUCGACCGAGUGGUCUGCCUGCUACCGAGGGUGGACCAGUUCUGGUUCAAGUACGCUCACUUCGAGGAGCUUCUGGGCAACUAUGCCGGUGCACGCACCGUGUUUGAGAGGUGGAUGGAGUGGAACCCGGAUGAGCGUGGCUGGAUGCUCUACAUCAAGUUCGAGGAGCGCUGCGGUGAAAUCGACCGCUGUCGCGAGAUAUUCGAGCGCUUUCUGGAGAAUCGCCCUUCAUGCUCGGCAUUUUUGAAGUUCGUCAAGUUCGAGCAGCGGCAGAAGAACUACCCCCGCGCCCGUGCGGCGUUUGUGAAAUGCCUGGAGAUCGUGCCGUCCGAGCUGCUCACGGAGGAGUUCUUCAUCAAGUUCGCGGCAUUUGAGACGUCGCAGGCCAAUAUCGCAGGCGCGGAAAAGGUCUAUGAGCAGGGUCUCAUGACACUGCCGCGCGAAAACGCAGAGCUCCUUUAUCGCACGUACGUCUCGUUCCAGAAGCAGCACAAGGACAAGGAGACCAUUGACAACCUCAUCGUUACCAAGAAGCGAAACGAGUACGAGCAGAACCUGCUUGACGAGCCGUACAACUACGACGUCUGGUUCGACUACAUCCGCAUGGAGGAGCAGACGCUGUCCGACGACGGGCACCCUGAGGGCAUCGACCAGUCGUACGCAGAAGCUCAGCAAACGCGCAUUUGCGAGCUUUACGAGCGCGCCAUCUCCAACCUGCCGCAGGUCGACAACCGGCGGCUGUGGCGGAGGUACUCCUACCUGUGGAUCGGGUAUGCCAUAUUCUCCGAGCUCACGCUGGGGCAACCCGACCGCGCUAUCGCAGUUUAUCGCAAGGCACUACAAGUGCUACCGAAGGAAUUUGCAAAGUUCUACAUCCUGCUCGCAGAGCUUCAUCUCCGUCAGGAGGAUUUAGACAGCAUGCGCAAAACGUUCGGCAUGGGCUUAGGCCGAUGCAGCAAGCCUAAGCUGUUCGAGGCGUACGCGCAGAUCGAGCUGAAACUGGGCAACCUGGACCGCUGCAGGCACAUCCACGCCAAGUACAUCGAGAUGUGGCCGUUCAAGCCCGACAGCUGGCUUGCGUUUGUGAACCUGGAGCUCAUGCUUGACGAGCGGGAGCGUGUACGCGCCCUCUGCGAAGGCGCCAUCGCCAUGGACCAGAUGGACAUGCCCGAGACGGUAUGGAACCGCUACAUUGAGAUCGAGAAGGAGUGGCAGCAACACCCGUACGUCCGCAACAUCUACGAGCGUCUGAUUCUGAAAACGACACACAUAAAGGUGUUCAAGGGGUAUGCCGAAUUCGAGUUUGAAUCCGGAUACCUGGACAAGGGAAGGGCGGUGAUCGAGCGUGGUCUGGAAUUCUACAAGGCAUCGGGCCACCAGGUCGAGCGCGCCGGGCUGCUGGCACACCUGCUGCAGAUGGAGCGCAAGUAUGGUGACGCAGAGAGCACUGUCAAGGCGCGGUCGCGACAACCCAAGAAGGUCCGCCGCAAGAGGAAGUUGGAAGAUGGCUCCACCGUGGAGGAUGUCGUGUACGUAUUCCCCGACGACGGACUGCAGCAGAGCAAGAUCCUGCAGGCAGCGCUCCGCUGGAAGCAGAAGCAGCAACAGCUGGCAUCGAACUAG